Messenger RNA from Strigops habroptila (Kakapo), 4730 nucleotides. It is a transcript of the gene ADRB2, whose product is annotated as adrenoceptor beta 2. The transcript has 2 exons. Gene Ontology annotation, molecular function: beta2-adrenergic receptor activity; norepinephrine binding. Lineage: Eukaryota; Metazoa; Chordata; Aves; Psittaciformes; Psittacidae. The coding region runs from base 267 to 1475 and encodes 402 amino acids. The record is from RefSeq and is a predicted model, not a curated record. Gene Ontology annotation, biological process: adenylate cyclase-activating adrenergic receptor signaling pathway; norepinephrine-epinephrine-mediated vasodilation involved in regulation of systemic arterial blood pressure; negative regulation of smooth muscle contraction. Gene Ontology annotation, cellular component: membrane.
GGCGCGCUGCCGCCGCGCUGGGACGGGACGGGACGGGACACGGCACGACACGACACGACACGACGCGACGCGACGCGACGCGACGCGACCGAACGGUGCGGAGUGGAGCGUUGCGGUCCCAGGCACGCUCGGCGGCAGCACCCCCGCGCCCAGCCCGCUCCGCACCUGCCGUCCCGUAUGCGCGGCGCCCAGCGCGGCGCUGCCGCGGAGCAGCCCUAGGCAAAGGCGAGCCCCCGCCGCCUGCCCGAGGGGUUUGCUGCGGGGCCAUGGGGGUGGCAGGCACCGAGCUGCCCAGCGGCAACGUGAGUGCCAACCAGAGCGCCGCCGACCCCACGCUGUCGCGGGACGUGUGGACGGUGGGCAUGGGGAUCCUCAUGUCGGUGAUCGUGCUGGCCAUCGUCUUCGGGAACGUGCUGGUGAUCACCGCCAUCGCCCGGUUCCAGCGUCUUCAGACUGUCACCAACUAUUUCAUCACCUCGCUGGCCUGCGCUGACCUGGUGAUGGGGCUGGCCGUGGUGCCCUUCGGCGCUUGUCACAUCAUCAUGGAGAUGUGGAAGUUUGGGAACUUCUGGUGUGAGUUCUGGACCUCCUUGGACGUGCUCUGUGUCACAGCCAGCAUUGAGACUCUUUGUGUCAUUGCCGUGGACCGGUACUUUGCCAUCACCUCCCCUUUCAAGUACCAGAGCCUGCUGACCAAGAGCAAGGCACGUGUGGUCAUCCUUGUGGUGUGGGUGGUCUCUGCCCUCACCUCCUUCUUGCCCAUCCAAAUGCACUGGUACCGGGCAGACCGUGACGAGGCCAUCCUGUGCUACGAGAAGGAUACGUGUUGUGACUUCUUCACCAACCAAGCCUAUGCCAUUGCCUCCUCCAUCAUCUCCUUCUACCUACCACUCGUGGUCAUGGUAUUCGUGUACGCCAGGGUCUUCCAGGUGGCCAAGAAGCAGUUGCAGAAGAUAGACAGGAGCGAGGGAAGGUUUCACACCCAGAACAAGGAGCAGGAGCAGAAAGGGGGAGCUGGGCACCGCCGUUCCUCCAAGUUCUUCUUGAAGGAGCACAAGGCCCUCAAGACCCUGGGCAUCAUCAUGGGCACCUUCACUCUGUGUUGGCUGCCCUUCUUCAUCGUCAACAUCGUGCACGUAAUCCAGGACGACAUCAUACCCAAGUACGUGUACAUCCUCUUGAACUGGCUGGGCUAUGUCAACUCUGCCUUCAACCCUCUGAUCUACUGCCGGAGCCCGGACUUCAGGUAUGCCUUCCAGGAGCUCCUGUGCCUUCGCAGGUCCGCCCUGAAGAUGUAUGCCAACGGCUACUCAAACAGCAACGGCAAGAGCGACUACAACGAGGAGGACAACGGCUACCCCUUGACAUCGGAUAAAACCUGCGAGCUGCUGUGCGAGGAGGGCUCCUUCCCGCACCCCGAGGAGUUUUUGCACUGCAAAGAGAUCCCUGGGUGUCCAGGCAUGGUUGAGAGCUGAAUGGGCUGACCUCUCUUCCUCACCAUCCUGAGCUCAUGAGGGCUCUGAAGAGAUUCAGUGGGAUCAUGGCCUUGCUUCUCUGAGCCUGGGGAUGCUGUGGGAAGUGAUUGCCUUGGCAAAUGUCUUCAUCCCAACCCAUAGCCCAUCGUGCAUCACCUGAAGGAGAAGCUAAUGAAGGAUAAUCAGAGGACCAGGAAAGGCUCUACUAGCCUCAGAGGACACAGAUGGGGGACCGGCACUGAGAGAGGCACUUUGCAGGAACCACUGCAUGUGAAACCAGCUCUGGAAAGAAGUUCCAGGAGCCCUGUGAACUGAUGGAGGUGAAUGUCCAAAUCACCACAAAAGGUGCAGAGGGCAUUCACUGGCACAGCAUCCUUGGAAAGCACUUUCAAAAGGGAAAGGGGUGUCAGGACCACAUGGCUGUCUCCAGUGGCUGGUUUGGAAGAGGCACAGCAAGGUCAGGAGACCAGCAGGACAUGCUCACAUGUGCUGGGUGAGGCUCCAGCCGGAACAGGAAUCUGACCAAGACUGAGAGAGAAGGAGCGUGGAAGAUUGCUUUGACGCAUUCUGUGCUUGUUUUUCUUUCUGGUGUCUUCUCUGUCUACCUCUUUUUCUCUCUAGGCCUGUGUGUACUGCGUGAGGGGCCCAGACCCUCACAAACAAGAAGUGUUAGCACAGCGCAAAUCUGUGCUGCCCAGUGCAGUGCUGUUGCUAGGUAGGCUGACUUUGCACAGUGUAGAUGUAACGUGGUCUUCAUUUGCUCCUUAUGCCAACAAAUCUGCAACUGUAAUGCCUGGACUUCAGACAGGAGAAAGGCUUGAACCUGGCAAUCUUUUUACUUGCAAGCAGUCACAGGUUAGCAUGACCAGCCACGCUUGGGAGUCAAGUUUUAACACACGAGCCCCAAAGCCUUCUAGAGCAUCUGUCCCUCUCCUAUAGGUGUGGACAUGAGCGUGCCAGCAGGCUGCACAUUCGUCUGCUGUAAAAAGCUCCUUCAGCAGAGAAAGAAACAGAAACAGAGUGAUGUGGGCUCAGGCAGAAAAUAGGAAAAACUGAUCCAAAACCAUAGGAAAAUGUGCACCUCUUAACAGAGGUGGUGUCCCAGCUAUAAGCCCAGCUGGGUGGCUGUAGGUUCACCGAGCUGCUCCCAGAGGCCUGGGCAGAACUUGCUGGUACCGAACUGUGCUGGGAGCCCCAUCUCAGACGUUCUCCCUCGGGCUUCCAGCUGCACACCCCUUCCCUCACGUGCAAUCCUAUUUAUUUAUUUAUUUUCUUGCUGUUUGAUGCAAAGCUGCUAACAGAGCACCCUCCCCACCGACAUCCGCAGCCGAGAGAGGAUGGAGAGAGGGAGUGUGUGCUCUGUGUGUGUGAUGGGAGCGCGCAGCGGCAGGCACAUGCCCUGAGUGGGCACAUGGGAUGUGCACGAGGCAAGAGGAAAAAGCUGCAGUUAAACCAGAAAUGCUGCAGGGUAUGUGUCUCUGUUCAUGUUUCCUGGCUAGAUCGUGUCCUCCCAGCGCUCCCAGCUGUAGUGAAGCAUGUGGAUAUCCACUGUGUGGACAUCCUGGCUUUGGACACCCACAGGGAGCUGUAUCCCCAGCCAGGGAGGUUCCUGCCAGCAUGCUUGCAGAGGUUUAAUACCUGGCAGCCUUUUCUGCUCUGUCCAAAAGAGAUAUCUGUGUACAAACCCGUUUAACACAGCCAGUUUGAGACCAGGAGACAGGAGCCUCCGUAGACAAUGCUGUAGCUGUGCUGUAAUGGUUCAUGCUCAGCCAUGGCUGGUUCUACCCAUUUUGCUAAAAGGCACACCAGCAGCAUCCACGUAUGGUCAGGUAUCCCAUUUUACGGAAAGCCUGUGUGUCCCAGUGCAGAAGGGAAUCAUUUCUCUGGAGAAGGGUUUCUCCAGUGCUCUGCUGCUCUCUCACAGCUCCCAUGCUUAGGAGGGAGCCAGGGUGCCCGGACAUCCCUGGCAGGGCUCCCAGCUGCUCCAGGGGAGCCUGGCUUCUCCCAUACCCUUCCCUCUGUGAUGCCUCACCAAGGCUUUGUCCAAACCUGUCUGGCUGCUGAAUGGAAAUAUUUCCCAACCAAAACCUGCUCCUCAGAAGAUUCCUGGCUGGCUCUAGUCACUUAUUAUGAACUGGAAACACUGCCCUUGGGAUUCGUUUUCAGGUUAGAGACACGCGUGGGAUCGUUGCAGUUCUUUUUCUCAGAAAUCCUCUCAUGUGCAAGAGCAGGUUGCAGUAAGUGAAAUGGAUACACUUAAUCUGAUAAUUUGCCAGCAUAGCCCAAAAGCAGUGACCUGCUUUUUGCUGAUUGCUUCCUUGCAGAGUUGUAAGAGUUGGAGAUAGAAGAGGCAUAUUACAAAUCCAUCUGCCUAUGACCCUUCAGGCCUGUUCCAUGUGUUACGUUUACUGGUGGUGUGCUGGAUCUAUUUUUAAAUACCCUGACACGAGGGUUAUUGUGCUGUCCUUUGGGAGAUUGCUCUGUAGUCCAAGUCAGAAGCUGCUAUUAGUAUUCCACCUGCAUUUCUUCUUGAAAACUUCAUUCCGUUAUUCCUAGUGAUGCUCUUCAAAUACCUGCUGCUCAUUAUGUCCCAGCCAGGCUCCACCACUCGACCUGCGCUCCUCUUUCCUCCUCCAAGAAACUCUUUGUAUCCCUGAUCGCUGCUGCUCCAGGUCCUUCCCAUAGUUUGGCACAGAAUGAGCCUGAUAAUUCAGCCGUGCAGAGUUUUAUCAGGGAUUCGACCAACCAGGGAGCAGCCAGGACCUCUGGCAAUGCCCAGUCUCCACAGCGGCUGUGGAGCUGCUCUUUCCUCACUGCACAUGGGGUGCAGGAAAGGGGCAGGCACAGAGAUGUGUCUGAAAGCACUGGCAAUGAGCACUCCUACCCUGCGGGGAGUGAAUACCUGCCAGGGACAGGACACAACAAAGUCCCCAUCUCAGCAAAGCCCAAACUGGGCAACGGAGGUGGGUGAUGCUCUAGUAUUGCCUGUGUGGCUGUACCAGGGAUGGGCGGGGGCAGACGUCUGUGCUGUGGCAGGGAGCUGUGGUCUGUCCUGCAUGGAUAUGGUAUCCAUGAGCUGGAACCACAGCUCUGCACGGAGGGAGCCCUGUGAGCAGCACGGGGGCUCAUCAGGCUCAGCGCAUGCUUGGGGAGUCUUUGUGUACAGCGCUCGGCUGGAGCACCAUUGUGAUUGUAAGAGCUCUGUUCUUCUCACCGAACAAAUCGUUCCUACAAAUAAAGAAUGAAAAGUCCUUC